CCGUCUCCCCCCUCGGCCCCGCCCCCUGCCACCAUGCUGUGGUCACGCUGCUGGUGGAGAGCCUGAGGAAGCAGACUCUGGAAGGCGACCCUGCUCAGCCGGGGGACUUCUACCUGUCCCUGCUGGACCCGAAAACCCUCGCAGAGUGCUGGCCCCCAGAUGGCUUGAUGCCUGAGAGCAGCUACUGGCAGCUCUGCCCUCCCUCCAAGUCCGGCCUGCAGGGGGGGUUGCUGAGCUCUAGUUUCCCCCCCGGCCCCGUGCCCCUGGUGCCCCCAGAUGCUCACCUGCAGGAGGGGGGCGACCCCCUGGACGGCCCCCCCUCCCAGCCGCAGCAGCAGCACCGGCCCCUGGCGCCCAGCACCUCAGCGUCCGAGCUGUCCCUCCCCGGAGCGGCGGCGGCGGCGGCGGCCCCUCCCGGUCCCGGUCCCCCUCCCCCUCCUCCCCCGCCCCCCAAACGCCACUGCCGCUCGCUGUCGGUGCCCGAGGACCUGUCGCGCUGCCGCUACACCUGGCGGCCCAGCGCCUCGCGGGUCUGGACUCCCGUCAGUCGCCAGCAGUGCCACGGAGGAGCGGGGGGAGGGGUCACGGGUGGGGGGGCGGGUCCAGGAGGAGGAGGGGGUAUAGGGGCGGGUGCGGCGGGGGGAGGAGCCUGUCCCCUCCGCGCUCCCAGCUCCUCUCUGAACUCGUCGCUGCACUCCUCGUCCAGCCCCACCUUCUUCAGCCUGGCGCUGUCUCCGGACUCGCCGCUGCCCUGGAGCUUCCCCUGGGACCCCAGCGAGGCGGCGGCGGGGGGAGGAGCCUGCUGCUGCUUCUUCCCCUCGCCGUCCUCCUGCUCCUCCUCGCCCUCCCCGCUCCACCCGCCUCCCCCUCCUCAGAGGCGUUUCUCCCUCUCGCCCGUGCUCAUCAGAGACUCGGCGGCCUCCACCUCCUUCCUGCCUCCGCCUCCCGUGCCGAGCCAAGCGGCGCCGCCUCCCCCGGGCUGCUCCGCCGCCGCUGCCGCCCUGCCGCCGCUGCCGCCGGAGCGACGGCGGGGGGGGGGCCCGGUGCCCGCUUCGCCCUCCUCGGCCUGCAGCACGCCGUCGUCCCUGCGCCGCAGCCUGCCGCCGCAGCUGCCGCGCUGCCACUCGCAGCCCUGCGACCUGCUGCUGCUCAAACCGGGACUGAAGAGACGCCGCGACCCCGACCGGCCCUGCGCCCGCCCCGUCCUCGACUUCACCAAGAUGACUCAGACCCGCAGCAUCGACCCGCAGUGUUUGGAGCGCGGUGGCGGCGGCAGGCUGGCGUGCGGCGGUGACGUCUGCAUGGGCAUGGAGUCCUUCAUGAGCGACUUCCGAGGCUCCUGCUCGCCGGCCGAGUGCCUGGGCAGGACCAGCAUCGGGCCGCUGAGCGAGAGCGACGAGGAGUGCCGCGAGGACGACGGCGACGACGAGGAGGAGGACGAGGACGGGGAGGAGGACGCGGACGAGCGCGAGGCGGCGCAGCAGCAGGCGGCGGUGUUUGAGCGGGAUUGUACAGAACUCGACUUGAACUUGAUAGAAGAAAACUGACGUAUUUGUAAACUGAAGGCUGUUCUUUGUUUCAGGUUUUUAGUUGCGUUUUUUUAUUUGGAAUCGAUCUGAAGCCCGCCCCCCUACUUCCUGGACGACACCGUCUCAACACUCCGGGCCCUGCGCGCCUCCUUGCCACCAAUCAGCAAGGCUCUCAGGAACAACACCUUCUCUCAUUGGAUGAGCUGGGGUAAACCGAAGCUGAUUGACAACGACAGUGAUGAUGUGACUACCGCCGACGGACUCGGCGCCUGUGACGAGAGGAAACCUCCGCGCUCUGAAUCCGGUCUCUCUCUCUUGUUCCGAGACCGGAUUCAGACUGUCCCCGGGUGUCCCCUCGCCGUCCCCCGCUUACCGGCGUCCAGGCGUCUUCCAACACACAACAGCCGCCGAGUCUCUUGUUAACACGCUUCAGUCUGACGAGGAGCUCGCCGCACAGCAGCAGCAGCAGCAGCAGCGUUUCCACCUGACGCAUCGUCACGCCAACAGAACGACGCACGCCGACACGCCUGAGCAGAUAUCACACACACACACACACACACACACACACACACAC
Molecule: messenger RNA, 2103 nt
Organism: Thunnus maccoyii (southern bluefin tuna)
Lineage: Eukaryota; Metazoa; Chordata; Actinopteri; Scombriformes; Scombridae
Gene: fam53c
Product: family with sequence similarity 53 member C
Biological process (GO): protein import into nucleus
Cellular component (GO): nucleus
Source: RefSeq, a predicted model, not a curated record